ACGUGAGUGUUGUUAUGGUGUAGCAGCAGCAGCUGGAGCAGAGCUGAGAUGGAGCGUGUGUGUGUGGUGCUGGUGCUGCUGGGGGCUCCUGUGUGGGGGCUGGCUGUGCCUCCUCUGUGGACCCAGCCAGAGCAGGUUCACCUGUCCUACCCAGGAGCCUCUGGCUGUAUGCUGGUCACCUGGACCACAUUCAACCAGACGGAGAGCUGGGUGGAGUAUGGGCUGGGGGGGCAGCGCGUGCUCCAGAUGAGGACCCAGGGCCAGGCCACACUGUUCAUAGACGGGGGAGAGGAGAAGAGGAGGAUGUACAUCCACAGAGUCACACUCACAGACCUCAAACCUGCGGCGGCCUACGUGUACCACUGUGGCAGUGACCUGGGCUGGAGCGACAGGUUUGCUUUCACAGCCCUGAACGACAGCACCAGCUUCAGCCCCAGGCUGGCCCUGUACGGGGACCUGGGCAACGCCAACCCCCAGUCACUGGCUCGUCUCCAGAAGGAGACCCAGCAAGGCAUAUAUGAUGCCAUCCUGCACAUAGGGGACUUUGCAUAUGAUAUGGAUGAGGAUAAUGGCAGGAUAGGAGAUGAGUUUAUGAGACAGAUUCAGUCCAUCGCUGCCUACCUGCCCUACAUGACCUGCCCUGGCAACCACGAGUCCUCAUACAACUUCUCAAACUACAGGAAUCGAUUCAGCAUGCCCGGCCAGACAGAGAGUCUGUGGUACAGCUGGAACAUAGGACCAGCCCACAUCAUCUCCCUCUCUACAGAGGUGUACUUCUACCUCUCCUACGGCCAGGAGCUCAUCUUCAGGCAGUACGCCUGGCUGAAGAUGGACCUUGAGGAAGCUAACAAGCCAGAGAACCGCGCGGCUCGUCCCUGGAUCAUCACGAUGGGACACAGACCCAUGUACUGCUCUGACGACGACCAGGAUGACUGCACCAAGUUUGACAGCUUUGUCAGACAGGGGCGGAAGGACAUGAGCCCACCGGCCCCUGGUCUGGAGGAUCUAUUCUACCUGCACGGGGUGGACGUGGAACUGUGGGCCCAUGAGCACACGUACGAGAGGCUAUGGCCCGUCUACGGUGACAAGGUACUGAACGGGAGCUCUGAUCAGCCGUAUGUGAACCCCAAGGCUCCUGUCCACAUCAUCACAGGCUCUGCUGGCUGCAGAGAGAAGCACGACCAGUUCAACCCCAACCCUAAAGACUGGAGCGCCUUGCGCAGCACGGACUACGGUUACACCCGCAUGCAGGUGGUCAACAACACACACCUGUACCUGGAGCAAGUGUCAGACGACCAGCAUGGCCAGGUGAUCGACAGCAUCUGGGUGGUGAAGGACAAGCAUGGCUCCUCAGCCUGGUUCUGAAUCGCUCUCCAGCCCAACCCAACGUCUCCACUCCGGAAACGCACUUUUAAUAACCCAAUCAUGCUGUUGAACACUGCACUUUAACUCCUAUCAGAGCAAUCAGGAGACUGUGAUUCCCCAAGAAUAUAAAAGCUUAUUAUACACUGUGGUUGAUGUUCACCCAGAGCUCUUUUGUAAUAAGGUCCAUAUGUUUAUUAUUGUGGAGGAGAGGUCAGAGGAAACUGCUUACAUUCACAUUGUUUGCUGUACUUUAGGAAACAGGAAAUUUGUAAUUCCCCAAAUCAUGAUGGAAUGGAUGAAUCAGUUGGACCCAGUUGGAAAUCUGAAGACCUCUCUAUCUUCUCCAACAAUGCUAUCACAAUUCCAUGAACCUUAAAAAGCUGUAUGCCAACAGACUUUAACCUGAUCAGGAACCUCUGUUUUAAUGUUUUUCUAUGUCUUCUUUCAUGUGUGUCAGAACGGGACCAACAGACUUUUUAUAAUCCAGUAAAUAGGAAUAGGAAUGUUAAUGGCACUACAGCUCUGCUGUCUGUGAAUGCUGUGUUAUAAAUAGUGCACCUCAAAUCUGUAGCUGUAUUUGUAAUGAGCCUCAAUAAAUUCUGCUGCUGCUUUUUUACCUUUAUUUAA
Molecule: messenger RNA, 1992 nt
Organism: Osmerus eperlanus (European smelt)
Lineage: Eukaryota; Metazoa; Chordata; Actinopteri; Osmeriformes; Osmeridae
Gene: acp7
Product: acid phosphatase 7, tartrate resistant (putative)
Exons: 15
Coding region: 49-1365 (438 amino acids)
Molecular function (GO): acid phosphatase activity; metal ion binding
Source: RefSeq, a predicted model, not a curated record